Molecule: messenger RNA, 1316 nt
Organism: Impatiens glandulifera
Lineage: Eukaryota; Viridiplantae; Streptophyta; Magnoliopsida; Ericales; Balsaminaceae
Product: AT-hook motif nuclear-localized protein 7-like
Exons: 5
Coding region: 109-1128 (339 amino acids)
Molecular function (GO): minor groove of adenine-thymine-rich DNA binding
Source: RefSeq, a predicted model, not a curated record
UCCAACCGCCAUUAAUGGAGGGAACUCAACUUUCUAAACCUUUACUUUGAAAGAGAGAGAGAGAAUAAAUAAAUAGUCACAAAUUUGCUUUUCAAAAUCAUCUGUGAAAUGGAAGAAGACAAGGACAGUGGCGCAUCCGCUUCGCUUUCUCUUUCCGAUAAUGAAUCGCCACCGCCGGCGAGUAUGCCUUUCGUACCAGCUCCGGCGACGACGGUUAUUAACACUUGUUCAAACGCCGGAAUGAGCACAGGAGUCACAUCUAUAGUCAACAGCGCCGAUCUGAGUGGUAAGAAGAAGAGAGGACGGCCAAGGAAGUACGACGCCGACGGUAAUUUGAGAAUUCCGGUUAAGUCGCCGUCGCUCACUGGAUUUACGUUAACAUCGCCGAAGUCGGAGUUCUCUUCCAAACGAGGUCGCGGACGGCCGCUUGGUUCCGGUAACUGGCAAGUUCUUGCUUCUUUAGGGGAAUUGUUUACAAGUACUGCGGGAGGGGAUUUUACUCCGCAUGUGAUGACUAUUUAUGGAGGAGAGGAUAUUGCAUCAAAGAUAAUUUCAUUUUCACAAAAAGGUUCAAGAGGGAUUUGUGUUCUCUCUGCUAAUGGAGCUGUUUCUAAUGUCACCAUUAGACAACCUGGUUCAUCUGGUGGCAUCUUGACAUAUGAGGGGCGUUUUGAGAUAUUAUCGCUAACGGGGUCAUUCACUGUCUCUGACAAAGACGGUAUGAGAAGUAGAACAGGCGGGUUGAGCGUAUCACUUGCAGGUCCAGACGGCCGUGUUAUAGGUGGUAGUGUUGCUGGCUUAUUAAUGGCUGCUAGCCCUAUUCAAAUUGUUGUUGGAAGUUUCAUGGAAAAUGGUUUUUCUAAGUCUCUAAUAAAAAAGAAGCACCAAAAUGAACCAAGAGUAGCAGCAGAAGCAGUUACGAUUGCCCCGGUCACUCCUGCCAUGCCCAUAUCACAAUCAAUCCCCGCAGGUAAUUUCAUCGUGCAAAACCACAUUGAUUCAGCAGCAGAUAAUGAUGGCACAAACGGGGUUCAUAAUAUCAACUGUGGCUGGAAUGGUACCAACUCAACUUUGUUGCCCAAAACAUCUCCUGACAUCAAUUCAUCUGUCCCAUUUGAAAUGAACUGAAACUAGUGUGUCUUUUUAUCUAUUUAUGAUCUUGUUUUUUAUUUGCUCUCUUUAGCUUUAGAACUUGGGAGUCAUGGAAUAUUUUGGUUAAUUUAGGAUUUGAUUGGAUGAACCUAUGAAUCUUAGAGCUUAUUCUGUUAAGGAAGAAUUGUUUGGAAAUGUUUAAUAUUUAUUUAAUUUUAAGUGUU